AAGGUUGUUCAGUCAAUGACCACACUCAUCUCUGGUGUGCAAGGUGACGUUCCGGCUGGUUCUGAGGGAAGGCCAUACGUUGGUGGAAGUAAGAAGGUUGCUGCAUGCGCAAAGCAUUAUGUUGGUGAUGGUGGUGCGUUUAUGGGGAUCAACGAGAACGAUACAAUCAUUGACGCCCAUGGGCUGAUGACUAUCCAUAUGCCUGCUUAUUACAAUUCUAUCAUCAGAGGUGUCUCCACUGUUAUGACCUCGUACUCUAGCUGGAACGGCAAGAAGAUGCACGCCAACCAUUUCCUUGUCACUGAUUUUCUGAAGAACAAGCUCAAAUUUCGGGGUUUCGUGAUUUCAGACUGGCAAGGCAUUGAUCGGAUUACUAGCCCUCCAGGCGUGAACUAUUCUUAUUCAGUUGAGGCUGGAGUUGGUGCCGGUAUUGACAUGAUCAUGGUUCCUUUUGCCUACACAGAAUUCAUUGAUGAUCUGAUAUACCAACUUAAGAACAACAUCAUCCCCAUGAGCAGAAUCAACGAUCCUAUCUAUAGGAUUCUCAGGGUGAAGUUCACCAUGGGUCUAUUUGAGAACCGCUAUGCUGACCCAAGCCUCGUUCGUGAACUCGGGAAGCAGGUUGGUAAGAACCCUUGA
This is a messenger RNA of Hordeum vulgare subsp. vulgare (domesticated barley), 639 nucleotides long. RefSeq names its product beta-glucosidase BoGH3B-like. The record is from RefSeq and is a predicted model, not a curated record. NCBI's taxonomy places the organism in Eukaryota, Viridiplantae, Streptophyta, Magnoliopsida, Poales, Poaceae. The coding region runs from base 16 to 639 and encodes 207 amino acids. Gene Ontology annotation, biological process: glucan catabolic process. The transcript is spliced from 5 exons. Gene Ontology annotation, molecular function: beta-glucosidase activity.